CAUCUCUCAUCAAAUCAUAGGAAGCUAGCUUUAAAUCCCAAAUUUCCCACGUAUAAUAAAAACCCCAAAUUUUGCCAGUAUUUUCCGUACAACCAAACAAACCUGUUUUUGUGAGCUACCACAUUCGUAUUCGAUUAACACGAUGAAUACCAUCAUCCUCUGUCGUUUCUUUCAUUAAAAUAAUAAUUAACAAAAAAUUAAAAAAAAAAACACUCCUUCGUUCUCCAACCCAAAAUUCCCAGCGAAUUUCUCUUCUCCCUUCCAUUGCUCCUACCCAAAAACCUCCUAUAUUCCAAUGCCAAAUUCCAUCAAAUAACCCGAAAUUGUCAAACACCAAAUCUCCUUUUCCCCAAUACUUGGCAAUGUCAGGUCCAUCACUAAUGGAUUCCCUGUUUCAACGCACCUUAGAGGACCUAAUCAAAGGCCUAAGGCAACAACUGAUCGGUGAACAAGCUUUUAUUUCGAAAGCCCUGGAAGAAAUCCGUAAAGAAAUCAAAUCCACUGACCUCUCAACCAAAUCCACAGCUCUCCUGAAACUCUCCUACCUUUCCUCCCUUCACUUCCAUGACAUGUCGUUCGCAACUUUCCAUGCCUUGGAAGUCCUCUCUUCCCCUCGUUUUUCCCACAAAAAAAUCGCUUACCAUGGAAUCUCACUUUCCUUCCAUGAUUCCACCCCUGUUCUUCUCCUUAUAACUAAUCAUCUGCGUAAGGAUCUUACCAGUACAAAUGAGUUUGAAGUAAGUUUAUCUCUACAAUGCUUAUCUAGAAUUGCUAAUGUUGAUCUUGCUAGAGAUUUGACCCCGGAAGUUUUCAUUUUACUGUCUAGUAAUAAACUUUAUGUCCGAAAGAAGGCAAUAGCUGUAGUUUUAAGGGUUUUUGAGAAAUACCCUGAUUCUGUUAGGGUGUGUUUUAAACGUUUGGUUGAAAAUUUAGAGAAUUCGGAUCCUCAGAUUUUGUCUGCUGUUGUCGGGGUGUUUUGUGAACUUGCUUGUAAAGAUGCCAGAUCAUAUCUUCCAUUGGCACCUGAAUUUUAUAAGAUUUUGGUUAAUUCCAAAAACAAUUGGAUUUUGAUUAAGGUGCUGAAGAUUUUUACGAAGUUGGCUUCUUUGGAACCAAGGUUGGCGAAACGGGUUGUUGAGCCGAUUUGUGAUCAUAUGAGAAGAACUGGAGCGAAGUCCUUGUUGUUUGAGUGUGUCCAGACUGUCGUUACUAGUUUGAGCGAGUAUGACUCUGCUGUGAGGCUUGCGGUGGGAAAGAUUCGUGAGUUUUUGGUGGAUGAGGAUCCGAAUCUCAAGUAUCUUGGAUUGCGGGCUCUUUCUAUUGUAGCACCAAAGCACUUGUGGGCAGUGUCAGAAAAUAAGGAAGUUGUGAUUAAGUCAUUGAGUGAUGCAGAUCCUAACAUUAAGAUUGGGUCAUUGCGACUUGUGAUGGCAAUGGUGUCUGAACAUAGUGUGGCUGAAAUUUCCAGAGUUUUGGUCAAUUAUGCUCUUAAAUCUGAUCCUGAGUUUUGUAAUGAGAUUCUUGGUUCUAUUUUAUCAACUUGUUCUAGGAAUUUAUAUGAGAUUAUUGUUGACUUCGAUUGGUAUGUAUCUCUUCUUGGGGAGAUGUCAAAAAUCCCACAUUGCCAGAAGGGAGAAGAAAUUGAAAAUCAGCUAAUUGAUAUUGGUAUGAGGGUCAAGGAUGUUAGGCCAGAACUUGUUCAUGUCAGUCGUGAUCUGCUGAUUGAUCCUGCUUUACUUGGAAAUACUUUCUUGCAUAGGGUAUUAUCUGCUGCUGCUUGGGCAUCUGGAGAAUAUGUUGAGUUUUCAAGAAACCCUUUAGAACUUAUGGAAGCACUAUUACAACCUCGCACUUGUUUGUUGCCCCCACAUAUUAGGGCAAUUUAUAUUCAGUCUGCCUUUAAAGUGUUAGUUUUCUGUCUAAGUACUUACCUUAUGCAAUGGGGAAGUACUGCUUCCUCUGCAUCUCCUGAUAAUUUACGUUCAGGAGUUUCAGCAUCUGUGUCCUACGAAUCAUUUGACAAUCUGUCUGUUGAAAAUGGUGCAGAUGCUACUGUUACACGUGGGCAGACAUAUACCUCUGCUUCUAUCACCAAUGAAUCCAUUUUAAACCUGUUGAAUCUGGUUGAAUUGGCUUUAGGCCCUCUAUUCGAAAGCCCUGAUGUGGAAGUACAGGAGAGAGCCCGGAAUGUGCUUGGCUUUAUUGACUUGACAAAACUAGAAUUACUUAAUUCUUCAGUUCAAGGGGAAAAGGAUUUAGAGAGAAGAGGAGUGGAAUGUUCCAAAACCAUUGAGCUGAUGCAUGACGCCUUUUCCAAGGAGCUUGGUCCUGUCUCUUUAAGCGCCCAGGGAAAAGUUUAUCUACCAGAUGGGUUAAUGCUUGUGGAGAACCUUGUUGGCAUGGAAAUGAUCUGUGCUGAUAUUGAACCACCUUCAUCAAACUUAUUUUCUUUUGGAAUUCCAUAUGAGGAGAAGGAUGGUGUUUCUUUCUCUAACCUUCAGAUCGAAGCAGACUCUGAGGAAUCAAAUGAGGCCACAUCUCUGUUAGCUGAGCAUCGUAAGCGCCAUGGGUUAUAUUAUCUUCCUUUGGGGAAGAGUGAAAUAAUUUCAAAUGAUUAUCCUCCUGCCAAUGACCCAACAUUACAGGGUAAUAUCAAUGAUAAUGCUGAUGAUCUUGUUAAACUUACUGAGGAAUCACUUGUCCCAAAGAGAAAAUCAAAUCAUGCCAAGCCUAGGCCCGUGGUGGUGAAAUUGGAUGAAGUGGAUGCAAAACCAGUUGGAGUGAAGAAGGCCGAGUACAAGGAUGAUUCACUUUCAGGUGCUGUACGUGAUUUUCUUUAUGGUAUGAAAGAUAUGGUACCCACUUCAUCUCAAAGCAACCUUCCUGGUAAGGCAUCUAGCAAGAGAAAAGGAAAGGAAAAACAACAUACAGAUCCUCAUGUGGAAACAAAAGGAAAUUUAGUUGAUUAUGGAAAUCCUAGUUCAAGAAGGAGAAAACACCGUAGUCAUGGUAAAGAGAGAAAACAUAGAAGUGCAAGGGAGAAGAAUGCUGAGGAAAGAGAAGAUACUGGUCAGAAAGAAAAAGAGAAGAGUAGUUAUUGCCAUGGCAGGCAUAAAUCUCGACAAAGAGCUGAAGAGCCUUUGAAUGUUUCUGCACAAACAACCGUGAUUCCUGAUUUCCUUUUAUAGCAUUAAAACAUUUUUAUCCAGUAGAAACAGCUUUACGGAAUUGGCCUUUUAUAUCCUCUGUAUUCGUCCUUCUUGCAUGCUGAGGUUAGUUCUUCUGUAAAUCUAUACUUUCUGUUUUAUUUGGGGUUUGUGGUAUAUUGAAAUUUGAACAUUGGGAUUGGUUUAAAUGUUACACAUUACGAAAUUCAAUCUUGUGAAGUAAAGUUUCAAUUUUGAAACAUUCUGGCCCCUGAGACCUAAAAUGAAUAUAUUCUCUAUAUGUUAAAGUUUUGAGUUUAGAAAUCUCUCUCUAUGUUUCAAGUUUGAGUGUUAUUUUGCUUUGAGCUUUCUGUUUCUUCCAAUCUCAUUGUUAGUACUAUGUUACCAGGAUAUAAUGUCUAUAUCUUAUGCAUGUAC
Messenger RNA from Durio zibethinus, 3584 nucleotides. The record is from RefSeq and is a predicted model, not a curated record. NCBI's taxonomy places the organism in Eukaryota, Viridiplantae, Streptophyta, Magnoliopsida, Malvales, Malvaceae.